Messenger RNA from Labeo rohita (rohu), 438 nucleotides. RefSeq names its product microtubule-associated protein 1 light chain 3 gamma (gene map1lc3c). The transcript is spliced from 4 exons. Gene Ontology annotation, cellular component: autophagosome; cytosol; autophagosome membrane. Gene Ontology annotation, molecular function: ubiquitin protein ligase binding. NCBI's taxonomy places the organism in Eukaryota, Metazoa, Chordata, Actinopteri, Cypriniformes, Cyprinidae. Bases 43 to 438 code for a protein of 131 amino acids. The record is from RefSeq and is a predicted model, not a curated record. Gene Ontology annotation, biological process: macroautophagy; cellular response to nitrogen starvation; autophagosome assembly.
CACCGGCAAUUAGUGCGCAGCUCAGAGGUGCGACACAACAACAUGCCUCCACUGGAGAAAAUGCAACAUCCCAAACCCUUCAAACAGAGGAAGAGUCUAGCUACGAGGAAGCAAGAGGUGGCAGGAAUCCGAACUAAGUUUCCGACUAAAAUCCCGGUGAUUAUUGAGCGAUAUCAGAGAGAGAAGUUCUUACCGCCUCUGGAUAAGACGAAGUUCCUCGUGCCUCAAGAACUCACUAUGACCCAGUUCGUCACCAUCAUCAGGAAUCGAAUGACCCUGAUGCCCAAUCAAGCUUUCUACCUGCUGAUCAAUAACUCUGGCAUCGCCAGCAUGUCUCUGACCAUGGCCCAGCUCUACAAGGACCAUAAAGACGAAGACGGCUUCCUCUACAUGACGUACGCCUCGCAGGAGAUGUUCGGACACUAUAAAAACAGGUGA